CCGGCUACUUCGGUAAACGGGGGACCUUGGGAUAAAUUACAUAUUCCGCCCUGUUUGAGUGACCUGAUCAAAGUCUGAAACCCUGUAAAAGAAGAAAGAAGAAGAAGAAUACCUUGUUAAAAGUCUAAGACGUACAAAAGGGGAAAGAAGAAGGAGAAGACCUUAUUAAAAGUCUAAAACGUACAAAAGAGGAAAGAAGAAGAGUAGUCAUAUUACUGGCAGGGAGUAUAGAUUGUAGAAUAGUCUAAACCUUCUAAAAUAAGGAAGAAUAAUAGCUUUGGAGUGAAUAGUUUCCUUAUCCAAGCAAGGCAUUAGUUAUUAACAAUGUCUUGCGAAUCCAAAAAGCGAAAACACGAGGAAAUAGAACCUGUUCUUGAUUCUAUGAAUGAAAAAUCAGCAGUUUUGUUUUUAGUUCAAGAAGGCAUUCAGGGAAAGCGAUUUCAACUGAUGAAGAAUUUUGCUGCAAAGAAUGGAUUUCACUGUGAAGAUCAGCUGUGCGAAAGAGUAACUCAUGUUAUAUCCGAGCUGGAUAAUGUUAAGCAGAUUAAGAAGUUAUAUCCACAGCUGUCUCAGAACAGUCACGUUAAGGUUGUUUCAUCUCAGUGGAUGUAUACAUGUGUUCGGCAGAAAAUGCAUGUGCCAGAAACCAAUUUCCUAUUAGAGGGUUAUCACCAGUGGUUAGCGGAGAGUCUGCAGGAUGCUCAGGGUUCAAGUACAAGAAGUGAACUGGGAUUACAAAAUGAAUCAGUUGGCAGCAAACAGAAACUGGCAAAGGAUAAUGGGGAUAUGGGUCACACAGAGCAUAAUAAAAAGACCUUCAAUGAGAAUAUCCUUGAACGAAAUGCUAAAUUACAAAACCAUAAUAUGAAAUUGGUGGAAUCAUUAACAUUUAUGAACAAUUACUGGACUGUCAUGGGUGAUGAAAGAAGAGCACUAGCAUAUGCUAAAGCUGCAGCCACCAUCAAAUGUCUCCCUUUCACGGUCACGACAAUGGAGCAGAUUGAGGAGCUGAAAGGUUUGGGAACUGGACAUUGUCUCAAGGUAGUGCAAGAGGUUCUAAGAACUGGAACUUGUAGAGAGGUCACUACUAAAGCAGAAUCUGAAAGGUAUAUAGGACUAAAGAACUUGACUACUGUGUAUGGUGUUGGUGCAGGUCUUGCAGAGAAGCUUUAUACAGUUCAUAAUUUAAGAACUGUUCAAGAUUUGAUCACUCAUUGGAAUCACUUGAAAUUAGCAGAUGAGAGGAUCAAGUAUGGUAUGGAUUUACAGUACAAGUGUAAUAAGAAACUCUUACAAUAUGCUGCACUAGCCAAUUUGACUUGCUUAGAAUUGCAUUCAUAUUUUGCCUUUUACAGAGGCAAAAAAACUGGGCAUGAUGUGGACUUUCUGAUCUCUUAUAAGAAGGAUGGGGAAGAAGUUGGAGUUCUUUCAAAGCUUUUGCUUAGCCUCACGAACAAGGGACAUAUUAUUCAUCAAAAAGUGGAAAAAUCAACUUUUGAUGAAGAGGCAGUAUUCAGGAAAGCGUCGGAAAAAGUAAACCCAAUGGAUCAUUUUGAGAAAUGUUUCUGCAUAUUUAGACUCCCAGAGUGUGAACCUUGGACAUCAUCUAAUAUACUGAAUAUAGGGAGAGACUUUGAAAGCCAUCUUAAGGAAGGUGAAAGCAAAAGAGAUUGGAAGGCAGUCAGAGUAGACUUUGUAUUUGUUCCUGCCAGCCAGUGGGGCUAUGCACUCCUGGGCUGGACCGGUAGCAAGCUAUAUAUGCGUUUGCUGCGUCAUUAUUCCAAUCAUUAUUUAAAUAUGUUGCUCAACAGCCAUGGUCUUUGGAACAGGACAGACAAUACACUUCUCCCAGCCAAAAAUGAAGAAGAGGUCUUUCAAAACCUUGGUUUGAGUUAUAAGGAACCAUGUGACAGAAAUUUUUAAUUUUUUUCAGUUGAGCAAGAAUUUUAUUGAAUUUAUAAUAGAGUUAAUGAAAGAAACCAUUCUAAAUGUGUAAUUCCAUUAUGAUGUAUUAUAUAUUUUUAGGAAAAUAUUAUAAAAAAUGAAUAAAUAAAGUUUUCACUAGACAGUA
Penaeus indicus is the source of this 2071-nucleotide messenger RNA. RefSeq names its product DNA nucleotidylexotransferase-like. Gene Ontology annotation, biological process: double-strand break repair via nonhomologous end joining. Gene Ontology annotation, molecular function: DNA-directed DNA polymerase activity; DNA binding. The record is from RefSeq and is a predicted model, not a curated record. Lineage: Eukaryota; Metazoa; Arthropoda; Malacostraca; Decapoda; Penaeidae. The transcript is spliced from 10 exons. The coding region runs from base 325 to 1923 and encodes 532 amino acids. Gene Ontology annotation, cellular component: nucleus.